CUUUUUUGAGUCCUAGGGUCCACAGAGGGAAACAAUCCAGGUCUAAACUGUUUAUAAUACCUACUCCCUGCCAGUCCCUACUCCCGCAUAUAGUAUAAAGAAGCCUCAGGGGGUGCACAUUCCUGAAGUGGAACAGAAGUGAUGAAGAGAAUGGGUUGUCUGGGGAGAAAAAUCUCAUAGUAGUGUGACAAGUGUCCAAGACAUUUUCAGUGUGCAAGAGUAUUCAGGAUAACCAAUGGGACUGCUCCUUUUCAAAAGUGAGGGGGAAGGUAAAAUUAAAGGUGGUGUGAUAGCGUACAUCAGCUCCUCCAGCUCAGCAUCUAGUCCAGCCUCUUGUCACAGCGAAAGUUCAGACAGUGGUUUCCAGUCAUCCUCUUCGCCUGUACCAUCUUCACCAAGCAGUUCCUCCUCUGAAAGCAGCUGUAACAGCAGGAGCAGCGAGAGCUCCGACAGCUCACCAAAGAACGAUCAACUAGAUGAUGCCAUUAAAACAAACCAGUCUAAGGUUGCUGGAUUGACCAAGGGCCACAGUAGCGUCACAAAAUUCAGUGGCAUGGUCCUUCUCUGUAAAGUCUGUGGAGACGUUGCUUCAGGAUUCCAUUAUGGGGUUCAUGCUUGUGAGGGCUGCAAGGGCUUUUUCAGAAGAAGUAUUCAGCAAAAUAUCCAAUAUAAGAAAUGCCUGAAGAAUAACAACUGCUCUAUAAUGAGAAUGAAUAGGAACAGAUGCCAGCAGUGCCGCUUCAAAAAAUGUCUGUCUGUUGGAAUGUCAAGAGAUGCUGUUAGAUUUGGCCGCAUUCCUAAACGUGAAAAACAGAGAAUGCUGAUUGAAAUGCAAAGUGCCAUGAAGACCAUGAUGAACAGCCAAUUCAAUGGCCACUCGUCAAAUGAAGCAUUAUCAGAACAUCAAGAGCAAGCACCUGAAGAACUUGCAUCCAAACCCCAACAAGAGCAGGAGAACAUCAAAAGUCCUUCUCCACCACCACCUCCUCCUCCUCCUCCUCCCUCUGACAUUGCCAAGGAAGAAGUGAUUGGUAUGGUGACCCGAGCCCACAAAGAUACCUUCAUGUACAACCAGGAACAGUCACAAAACCCAGCUGAGGCCGUGCAGCCACACAAUGGGGAGAGAAUUCCAAAGAACACUAAACAGUAUAGUUUGAAUAGUGACCGUUGUAGCAGUGGGCUUAAUGGCAUCCAUUAUACCGAAAAUGAGCACUAUCUCAGUGGACAGUACAAAGGGAGAAAUGUAAUGCAUUAUCCAAAUGGGCACACCAUUUGUUUGACAAAUGGCCACUGUAUGAACUUUACCAACAGUUAUACUCAAAGAAUAUGUGAUAGGAUUCCAGAAGAUGGGUUUUCUCCAAAUGAGAACAUGAAUGGUUACUCAUGCAACACUGGCAGGAGAAUGCAUCUGGUUUGUCCAAUGAGCAAGACUCCCUAUGUGGAUCCAACUAAAUCUGGCCAUGAAGUUUGGGAAGAAUUUUCCAUGAGCUUUACUCCUGCAGUGAAAGAAGUUGUGGAGUUUGCCAAACGUAUCCCGGGGUUCCGAGAUCUUUCCCAGCACGACCAGGUCAACCUUCUAAAGGCUGGAACCUUUGAGGUUUUAAUGGUACGGUUUUCAUCUCUGUUUGAUACAAAGGAACGUACUGUCACCUUUCUUAGUGGAAAGAAGUACAGCGUGGAUGAAUUGCAUUUGAUGGGAGCCGGUGAUUUGCUCAAUUCCAUGUUUGAAUUUAGCGAGAAGCUAAAUGCCCUGCAACUUAGCGAUGAGGAAAUGAGUUUGUUUACAGCAGUUGUUUUGGUAUCUGCAGAUCGAUCUGGAAUAGAAAAUGUCAACUCCGUGGAGGCACUGCAGGAAACAUUAAUUCGAGCGCUACGGACCUUAAUUAUGAAAAACCAUCCAAAUGAAGCCUCUAUUUUUACAAAACUUCUUUUGAAAUUACCUGACUUGCGUUCCUUAAACAACAUGCACUCUGAGGAACUCUUGGCCUUUAAAGUUCACCCCUAGGCCUUCAGCUCUUGAUGGUUACAAGGACUUGCCUCGUAUUAAGCUAUUUCGUGCUCAGAUAUUUAUAUAUUUGUACAACUUGUUGGAGAGAGAGGACUCGUUGAUUCUGAACGAUUAUUAGAUGUUCCAUAACGAUGCAAUAAUACACCAGAGUGAGAACGUUCAGCUGCUGGCAGCACAGCAUUCAGAGUCCUCCAAUGUAUCUGAAAUAAUCUGUCGCAGUUUUGCUGGAGAGUUUACUCUGAAUCUGAAUAGAUGUUGACUGAGGAUUUUUUGUUUUCCUCACUCAACAAAAAUAAAAAAUUCAGCUCCCUCUGAUGUAAAGCCAAUACAUAAUGGCUGUGUUGGAACAUGGACUUGGGUGGAAACAAUCCUGCACUGCCAAGGAAAUGAGAGAGAUGAUUUAUUUGUUUUUUCCUGCAUCUGAUGUAUGGACUUGUGAGGAAAGCUCUUGGUUCACUCAUGGUUUCACUGUUCUUGCUCCAUGAAAUUUGAUGGAAUGAUUUCAGUCUAGACCAACCCAUUAUUAAGUACUCACACAUGCCAUAUGUAUAUAAUAUAAAUAGAGACAUAGUGGGUGUUUAUGACCAUAUAAAGUACAGAGUUGUGUGUAUAUACAUGUAUGUAUAUAAAUAGUUCUAUAUAAAAAAUAUAUAUAUACAUAUAAUUUCUUCACAAUAUUUUAAACUGUGAAGGAGUUAAACCUACAAAAGAUGGUGAUUUAUGGCAAAACCAAAUAGAUGCACUUUGUGUAUUGCUAAAUAUCUGACCAUUUCUAAUUUUUAGAAAACAUCAAAUUUGCAUUGAAAUGCUGUGUUUGUUAUUUUAAGAAAAACUGUGGCACUAAAUGCACAGGGUCAGGUUCAGACUUUAUAAUGUCACACAGAAGCGAAAGGAAAUUGUUCAUGGUACUAGUUAGACUGAUUAUUCUUUGCCACUAAGUUCUUAUGGUGUGAUAACGGUUAAGCUGCUGAACACUGUUCAAACUGUUCAGGACAGCUGAAAGGAAAUUAUUAGAUGAGUAAUAGACUCUAUCGAUUCCUCCUGGAGGAAGAUUUCAGGAAAAGUAUAUCCAUCUAAUUAUCUGGAUUGCAUUAUUUAGUGUGCUCUGUGACCAUUUGUUUCUUACACUACACCAUUUUGCUGCUUGCCUGCUAGAUGAGAUUUGAAUUCUGGAAUGUGAGACAUCCCUUCAUCUCGUCAUAGUCUGGGUUUUCCCUCCUUCAUUUGUGUGUUAAUAUUAGAUCUGUAUGUUUUAUUUUGUGUAGACAAAGUUCCACUGGAUUUUCUGAUUUCUUUCCCCCCACCCCCGGCACCGCCUAAAAAAAACAAACAAAAAAAAACCUUUUAUAAUUCACGUAGGUAACAAAAAUUCCCAAAUGUUCAGGGUCUACUUUAUACUCUGAUAGUUUGCAGUCUUCAAAAGUGAUUCUUUAUGAGACUGGGUUUUUUCCAGUCACUGCAAGAAUAGAUGCCACAGAAUGUCGAUUAAAAAGCCAAAGCAGUGAAGUUCUAGUCAUGUUGCUGUCACAUAAUGUCAAAGGAAAAUCUUCUGUUACCUUUGUUUAAAUGGACUCAUGUCAAAAUUUGAUCCUCUAAGGUUUUAGAAUUUUGUAACACUAAGUGCUCUGUUAAUGGAUACUCGCCUCUCUUGUUGUUAAUGUGAUAUGAUAAGGGCACAACCCGGAAAGCCUUCUGAUUUGUAGAAUUCCUGUUAAGCUGGCAGGUUCAAAUCUCAAGUGGCCAUGGACCUGAUUCGAAGUUGAUUGAAGUCAGUGUGUCUUCCCAAAUCAUGGUACUGGGUUUUGGGUAUGGCCCUAUAAAUCCACUUGCAUCACACAAAUCAAUGGGAACUCUGCCACUAUAUACUUUUAUUGCCGGCCUCAUUGUAGCACAUACCAUACAAAGCAGAAUUCCCAAUGGCACUGCUCAAAAAAGCACCAGCAGGAAAUGGCCAGGAGGGUAAGUACAGACUUUCAUUGCUAAAAAGCAGAGGGCAGAGCUCUCUCCCAGCACUCCCCCACCUAGUAUCAUAGCAGCUAGGGGCAGGAGGGACCUGAACAGAUCAUCUAGCCUGACACCCUGCCACAGGCAGGAAUGAAUGCUGGGUUCACAAGACCCCAGGCAGGUGAUCAUCCAACCUCUUCUUGAAUAUGUCCAAGGUAGGGGCGAGGACCACCUCCCUGGGAAGUUGGUUCCAGAUUUUGGCCACCCUAACUGUAAAAUAUUGCCUUCUGAUUUCCAACCUAAACCUAUUCUCCAUCAGCUUAUGACCAUUGUUCCUCAUCACCCCAGGUGGUGCUGGGGAGAAAAGAGCUCUGCCUAUUUGAUGUUGAUUUCCCCCCUGAUGAGCUUGUAGACAGCCACCAGGUCCCUCCUCUUGCUGAGGCUGAACAGGUUCAGGUCCUUCAGUCUCUCCUCAUACAGCCUGUCCUGCUGCCCUCUCACCAAGUGGGUGGCCCUCCUCUGAACCCUCUCCAGGCUGGCCACAUCCCUUUUGAAGUGCGGCGCCCAGUACUGGACGCAGUACUCAAACUGCAGCUUGACGAAAGUCGCAUAGAGGGGGAGUAUCACCUCUCUGGACUGGCUUGAGAUGCACCUUGGAUGCAUGACAAAGUAUGGCUGGCCUUGCUGGCUGUGGUCUGGCAUUGUUCAUCUUGGAGUCGGUAAUGACUCCGAGAUCCCUUUCUGCCUCUGUGCUUUCAAGAAGGGAACUCCCCAGCCUCCCUCAGCUGGUGUGGUGUUGCAAAAGCUACCCUUCAAUUUCUAACUUUAUUACUCAUGGGAUAAUGGCCCCUUUUGAAUAAGCUUUUCAACCAGAUCACACUUUCAAGGCUCUCGCAUCACGUAGCAGGCUGCAUUCCACCAGUAUUACUAGCUUUGCAGCAUCACAGAACUUUUAUCCAAAAAAUCAGAUUUUGAAAGGACACAACUACAUUAUGUUUUGUUGUAUCUUGGAGUUGAGGUGGCUUCUUUGGAGACCUUAUUUUAAAAAGUGGAAGAUAAAAGUUGACCCUGGAAUUUUGGCCUCUUACAGAGGCUUCAUUACCACACAUACACGUAUUUUUUUUUCUUUUCAGAUUUUUAUUAUUAAGCCUUUAGGAAUGUAUAACCAGGACUGUGUGACUACCGCUUAUUGAAAUUUUAGUUAGGUGCAACAUAUAUGCAUAUAGGUAGAUAUUCUGACUUGUGCAAUUUCAGUUAAAUCUUCCUGUACAUAAUAGAAAAAGAACUCUGAUGAAAAAAACAGAUUGUUUAAAAGGAAAUGUUUAAAAUGACCCACGCAUCGCAAACGCUCACUGAGCUACAAAAAAUUAUAGAAACAAACCCCCCCGCUGAAUAAUCACAUUAGCCAUGUAUUGUGAGCUCAUUAUUUUACUGUGUCACUGGUUAUACACUUGUUAAAUGGUGAGAUAAUAGACUUCAUGCCAGAUGUUCAAGUACUGUAGAUGGGUCAUUGCUGAAAGAUCAAUAUAAUGUACUGUAUGACAAAUGAAAUUUUUACUUUGAUUUUACAUGUUUAAAAAGAUUAAAUAUGGGCAUUACAUCAGCAAACUAAA
Messenger RNA from Alligator mississippiensis (American alligator), 5565 nucleotides. It is a transcript of the gene NR1D2, whose product is annotated as nuclear receptor subfamily 1 group D member 2. Gene Ontology annotation, biological process: hormone-mediated signaling pathway; cell differentiation; negative regulation of transcription by RNA polymerase II. Lineage: Eukaryota; Metazoa; Chordata; Crocodylia; Alligatoridae. Bases 236 to 2005 code for a protein of 589 amino acids. Gene Ontology annotation, molecular function: nuclear receptor activity; RNA polymerase II cis-regulatory region sequence-specific DNA binding; zinc ion binding. The transcript is spliced from 9 exons. Gene Ontology annotation, cellular component: nucleus. The record is from RefSeq and is a predicted model, not a curated record.